CUCCCAAUCUCUUCUCGAAAACCCUAAAAACCCUUCUUCCUCCUAUUUAUACCAAUCCCCCCCUUCCAUCCUUGUCGCCUUCUACCCUUCUCUCUCUCUCUCCCUCUCUCUUUCUCUCUCUCUCUCUCUCUGUAGUAUAAUACGUAUAUUUAUAUAUGGAUUUCUUCUGCGUAUCGCCAGCCCAUGAGUGGGCCGCCUGCGAGAUGGGAGAGUGUAUCGGCAUGGAGAGCUGCGUCGAUCUGCAGGAGAAUCAAGAGGCGGCCCUCGGCGGCUGCGGGGGCGGCCGCCGUCGGUGUGUCCGACUUGGGUCUGAAGUGAUGAAGAGGAUCGACUUUCCCCCGCCGCUGCCGACGCUCGCGCGGACGGAGAAUCUGUCGUCGUCUCACAUGCAGUGGGCGAUGAGGAGGUACUAUACCGGCGACGGCCGCCUGGUGAUCAGGGAGGAGAAGAUCAGGCACCGCGAGUACUUCCUGCAGGCUCACCGCUCCGGCGGCCGCCUCACCCUCCAAUUCGUCCCUCUCGGAGACGAAGAAGACGACGACGUCGAUGAGGAGGAGGAGGAGGAGGAGAGAGAAUACAAUAACAAUAAUGCGGAAGCCGAUCCUUAUGAUCAUCAUCAGUUUGGUGAUGACGAGAUGAGGGGUUCUGAUAGGGUGGCGGCGGGUGGCGGCGGAGGAGGGAAUUGGUACGGCCAUGCAAGCGUGAGGUCCAAGCCGUGUAUGCUUGGCAUGGAUGUUCCGGCGGCGAUCAUGCCGGUGCAUACUUAGGCUUAACUAAAUCGAUCGAGGACUGUAAAUGGGAAAUUUUGGAGACUAAUUAAAUAUUAAUAUCCCUUUAAUUAGGUGUACGUAGGAUUAUAUAUCGAUCCAUUCUUUCGUUUAAUUAUUUGUCUUCAUCUUGCUAUGCUAUAUAUAUAUAUAUAUACCCCACCGGCCACGCCACUAUAUAUGGAUUAAUUUUGAGAUUUAAUCAUUCGAAUUAGCUCAAGUUUUGUUUUGUUACCACCUAUAUAUAACCA
Molecule: messenger RNA, 1018 nt
Organism: Diospyros lotus (date-plum)
Lineage: Eukaryota; Viridiplantae; Streptophyta; Magnoliopsida; Ericales; Ebenaceae
Exons: 1
Coding region: 156-767 (203 amino acids)
Source: RefSeq, a predicted model, not a curated record